Molecule: messenger RNA, 3679 nt
Organism: Xenopus laevis (African clawed frog)
Lineage: Eukaryota; Metazoa; Chordata; Amphibia; Anura; Pipidae
Gene: slc19a1.L
Product: solute carrier family 19 (folate transporter), member 1 L homeolog
Source: RefSeq, marked provisional
CAGGACAACGUGUUAAUCGAGUGGAGAGUUGCUGCCGAGAUGACACAGAAUGAGAGCGACGGCCAAGCAUUAGAGAAGAGCUUUACUGUGCCUGGUAUCCAGAUGACUUCAGAGAAUGGGCAAAUGAAAGUGGAGCAAACCCCUAGUGAGGAACAGCAAUUUCUUCCCGUGGAGCUUCAGUCACCUACAGUUGAGCUGCCUUCUCAUUUAGAGGGCCAGGAGAGUCCACCAGAGGAGUAUACACAAUGGAAGUUCCUGCUCUUCUACCUGUGUCUGUAUGGCUUUAUGACUCAGCUGCGUCCUGGAGAAAGCUUUAUAACCCCAUACUUACUGAGCACAGAAAGGAAUUUCACAAGAGAACAGGUUACCAAUGAGAUCACACCAGUGCUGAGUUACUCAUACAUGGCUGUCCUUGUGCCAGUCUUUCUUCUCACUGACUAUUUACGUUACACUCCCGUGUUGAUCCUGCAGAGUUUAAGUCACAUCUCCGUGUGGUUGCUGCUCAUCUUUGGUACAGAUGUCAUUGCCAUGCAAUUUAUGGAGUUCUUCUAUGGUAUCACCAUGGCAGCUCGGGUCGCUUAUUCUUCUUACAUAUUCUCUCUGGUGUCACCAACAAAUUAUCAGCGGGCAGCAGGAUACUCACGUUCCUCAAUACUUAUGGGUGUCUUUACAAGUGCUGUACUUGGGCAGCUGUGCAUCAGCUUGGGUGGUGUACAAUACAGAACCAUUAAUUACAUAUCUUUGAGCUGUAUGGUACUUGGGCUUUUUCUUACCUUUUUUCUUCAACGGCCUAAAAGAAGUCUUUUCUUUAAUAAAAACAUUUCUAAGCAUCAGAAUGGCAUUCACCUUUCUGAGGAGCCAAAAGCAAGUACUGGAACUAAAGCUGGGGGUCUCUGCUCUCGAUGGAGAGAUUUCGUGAUUAUACGUAUGCUGAUGGAACUCAAAGGAACUGUACGUCACCCCCGACUCCGUCUGUGGUCACUGUGGUGGAUAUUUAACUCUGCUGGCUAUUACCUAAUGCUAUAUUAUGUGCAGAUUCUGUGGAACACGGUCUACCCUGCCACUGAUAAUCGAAAAGUGUACAAUGGUGGUGUUGAUGCAGCGUCCACGCUCCUUGGAGCCAUCACAUCCUUUGCUGCAGGACAUAUAAAGAUUCGAUGGAAUCUUUGGUCAGAAUUGGUCAUUGGGCUGGUGACUGCUUUUCAGGCGGGGCUUCUUAUUCUUAUGAACACAACAGAAAAUAUAUGGGUGUGCUAUGUAGCCUACAUCCUUUUUAGAAGUUCAUACCAGUUCCUGGUUCCCAUAGCCAUCUUCCAGAUUGCAAGUAACUUAUCCAAAGAGCUUUGCGCUUUAGUGUUUGGAGUAAACACUUUCUUUGCCACAAUCCUGAAAACUAUAAUUACUAUCAUCAUCGCGGAUAAAAGAGGUCUGGCUCUCUCUGUACACCCGCAGUUUUAUGUCUACUUUGUGUACUUUACUGUUUUGGCUGUGCUGUACCUGGGGGCUGCUGCCUUUGUUAUUAUCAAGCAUUAUCAUGCAGAAAGGCUGAAAGAAAAACCUCAAAUCCCUCCAAAAGUGGAAAGUGAGCACAAAACGACAUCCAGCAGUGCAGUCACAUGUGAAUCCCGUGCAUAAUUCCUGGCACAGACCCUCAAUAGGAAGCCAAGGAGUCCCAUUAUCCACAGAAAAAUUGUAUGUGUUGCUGCAACUUUGGGAGAACAAUUUUAGGAUUAGUGAGACUGGGUUAAACUAAGGUAAGUGUGAUUAGAGAUAUUCUCUUUCUCUCUUCAGAGAAAUGUAGGAACUAAUGUGGUUUCUGCUUCUUCAUCCUUUACAAAAACUUGUUUGACUUAGAGUCAAAGCUCACACAUCUCUGUUUUACUGGACUCAUCCAAGCUGAAGGAUUCCAAGAUUCUAAGUGACCUAAAAUACUGAUAUUGUAGAUAUUUUUUAAUAGGCAGAUUUAUUUCCUUGAUAAAAUGUUACUUCCCGCAGUACACUGGAUGUAGAAAUCUGCAUAAGUAGAAAGACUUUUCAUCAGAAUCUUCAAUACCGUAUGACAUUUUUGCUGGUUCCUUAGAGUGUGUUACAUUCUACGACGGCCAAGGAAAUAACUGCUUUUCUGAAAAUGAAUUUUGAAAUAGACAAUAACUGACUUUUUGCCAUAUUCACUAGGUACAGCAUUUCAGUAAAUAUUCCAGUAGCAAUGCAUUAUUAAUACUAGAAUACUCUAGUAAGACAAAUGUGUUGGACUGGUAUCCAUUUCACAAUGCACAAGUGCACUAGGUCCUGUUAUAUUGUAUGGUGAACAUUUUUGGACCAAGUUUCAAGCAGAUAAUGAUUCAGAAUUUUCUGUGUAUAGUUUUAUGGAUAAUAUGAAUCCGUGAAUUUGUUUGUAUUUCUUAUGAUAGGUCUGUGACUGUACUCAGGUCCUCACAUAUCAACUUUACAGGUUCAGAGAGUCCAGGAAGCGAGGUAACCUCUAUCAACCAGUGGCAUAGCUUCAAGGAGAACGAAAGCUAGAAUAAUUGGGGUGCCAUGUUGUUAGGCACACCCCAUUUAUUCUAGUUGCUUAUUUCCUACCCUAUGCCAGUUUAUGUAAAAAAUGCCCCAGCUGGGAUACUUUUCCUCUGAGCACCACCAUAUUGUCUCAGUAUUUAAGACAUUGCUUGUGCUUCUCUGGAAAAGCACAUAUAUGGUACAGAGCUUCUUCCCUGAUUUCAAUAGGUGCAUGGGUGGGUGCCUAGAAAAGUCAGAAUAUAUACCAGUACAGUGAGAGGAAAAGUACCUCAGACCGGUGCAUUUUUUGGGGGGUAGAAAGAUAGUUACUUGAAUCACUGUGGGGUACCUAACAAAUUGGUACCCUCAUUGUUUCUACUUUUUGUUCUACUUUAAAUUUACUGAACCCCACAGCACUGGGCCUUUAAUUUGUUCAUGGAGACGGUGAUCUGUUUCACACAUUUACUGCCUCAUUCAACACUAUCACUUCCAGUGUGCCCAAGGGAAUUAGGCUGCUUUGGAAAGCUGAAAGCUGUAGUUAAACAACAUCUUCAGUACCUACUUUUGCCUCUCAUUGCUCUGUAUAUCUCCCCCAUUACUUGUGGAAUAUUCAGUAUAUUUGUGUAGUUCCCCUUCACCAAAUGCCUUGAUUGCUAAUGAUCAAUGGGCAGAAGUUGCUGGAAUCUUUAGCGGUUACAGAGUUUUAAGAAGAUUGCAUAACAGACUUUAGUACUGGAAGCUUGCAACAUGUUUUCUUUGGUCAGCUAUUAAACCUAUAAACUCCAGGUUCUUUAGGAAUUCUAUUAAUUGCAACAGUUUCAUGUACACUGAUCUACAGAAAUCGCAGAGUCAUGAUUUCUAAAGUGCUAAAGGGAGCUUCUCUUUUAAUAUGAACAUAUCACAAACCGUUUUGUGCCUUAAAAUCAUCUGUAGUAUAUUUACACUCAGUAGAAUGCUAUUGUUUUUAGCAAACAUUAUAUCAGUAUAUUCCUUAAACUGAGGGGCCCAUUUACUUAGCUCAAGUGAAGGAAUAGAAUAAAAAAAAAUUUCGAAUGUUUUUUUUGGCUACUUCGACCUUCGAAUGGGCUCCUCCGACUACGACUUCGAAUCGAGCUAAAAAUCAUUCGACUAUUCGAUCAUUUGAUAGUUGAAGCACUGUCUCUUUAAAAAAAAAAAAAAA